This is a messenger RNA of Galeopterus variegatus (Sunda flying lemur), 423 nucleotides long. RefSeq names its product DNA replication licensing factor MCM5-like. The record is from RefSeq and is a predicted model, not a curated record. The transcript is spliced from 3 exons. NCBI's taxonomy places the organism in Eukaryota, Metazoa, Chordata, Mammalia, Dermoptera, Cynocephalidae. The annotation marks the transcript as partial.
AUGUCUGGCUUCGACGACCCUGGCAUUUUCUACAGCGACAGCUUCGGGGGGGACCCCGGGGCCGACGAGGGGCAGGCCCGCAAAUCGCAGCUGCAGAGGCGCUUCAAGGAGUUCCUGCGGCAGUACCGAGUGGGCACCGACCGCACGGGCUUCACCUUCAAAUACAGGGAUGAGCUCAAGCGACAUUACAACCUGGGGGAGUACUGGAUUGAGGUGGAGAUGGAGGAUCUGGCCAGCUUUGAUGAGGACCUGGCUGACCACUUGUACAAGCAGCCAGCCGAGCACUUGCAGCUGCUGGAGGAAGCUGCCAAGGAGGUGGCUGACGAGGUGACCCGGCCCCGGCCCUCUGGCGAGGAGGUGCUCCAGGACAUCCAGGUCAUGCUCAAGUCGGACGCCAGCCCGUCCAGCAUCCGGAGCCUGAAG